Molecule: messenger RNA, 670 nt
Organism: Capsicum annuum
Lineage: Eukaryota; Viridiplantae; Streptophyta; Magnoliopsida; Solanales; Solanaceae
Product: dnaJ homolog subfamily C member 17-like
Exons: 1
Coding region: 76-594 (172 amino acids)
Source: RefSeq, a predicted model, not a curated record
AGUUAGCUAGGGUUCUUCAUCAAAAUAUCUUUGUUUCGCCAUUGUUUCUUCGCGGUCCAAUCGCGAAAAAAAGCUAUGGAUGUUAUCGACGUUGAUCACUACGUUGUUUUGAAUUUGCCCUCGGGUGAGAAAGGUUCAAUGCUUUCUCAACACGACAUAUCUAAAGCCUACAAAAAGAAGGCAUUAGAGUUGCAUCCAGACAAGAGGCCAAAUGAUCCUAAUGCUCACCUAGACUUUCAAAAGCUCAAGACCUCGUACGACAUUCUCAAGGAUGAGAAACUGAGGAAGUCAUAUGAUGAUCUAGUACGUCGCGUGGAGCAGCAGAAGAGCCAGCGAAGAGAGCGUGCUGCUGCUGCUGCUGCGCCUCAAGAAGAGGAGGAAAGAAGAAGUGCUAGUAGAAAGCGUAAACUUGACACUGCGCGAAUGCAUUAUUGUUAUUAUUCAAGAGAAGCGUACCGAAGAAUAGCCAGACGGAGAUUUAAUGAGGAAGCUGAUAGAGUUCCUGUGAAGCGAUAUUCAAUCAAAGUGGCGCGAAGAAAACUUAAUAAGGAAGCUGCUCAAAUUCUUUCCAUGUAUAAAAGGAAAAAGCUGUAAUGCUACAAUGUGUACGCUUUCUAUGUUGUCCUGGACUCAAAAUUAUUCAUGUAUUUACUAUUAGUUUUGUUGUCUA